Molecule: messenger RNA, 2463 nt
Organism: Leptopilina heterotoma
Lineage: Eukaryota; Metazoa; Arthropoda; Insecta; Hymenoptera; Figitidae
Product: juvenile hormone esterase-like
Exons: 8
Coding region: 527-2203 (558 amino acids)
Source: RefSeq, a predicted model, not a curated record
AUAAUUAUUUGAACUAUUAAUAUUUGAAUUAUUAUUAGAAUUUUUAUUUGAAUCAUUAUCAGAAUUAUCAUUAGAAUUAUAUUUUACGAACGAGUAAAUAAGUGAAAAAUAAUCGUGUCAGUGUGAACGAGUACUUAUCGAGACUAGGAUAAAAAAAGUUGUGAAAAUUAAUUCAAUUUCAAAAGAAAUAAUUAAAAUAAUAAUUAAAAAAUUUGUCUUAAAACAUCGCAAAAAUUAUUAUCCAUUAUUUCUUCUUAUCAUAAUUAUUAUUCACGGAAGAAUAAAUUUUUGAAACAAGUGUAAUAUUUAAGGUCUCUUAUCACUGAUUAUUAAGAAAUACAAUGUGAUAACCUUUUGUUAAAUAUAAGAUAGAUUUACUAAGUCAAACUAUACGUAAUUAAACAUUCAUUGUUGUAUAAAUAUAAAAUUUUGGAAAUAAACAUUUUUUUUCCUCAAUUCUCCUGCAAAUUAAUAUUUUGCUUUUCCAAUUUAAAUUUACUUUGCUUAACAAAUUUAAAGUAAUUUAAUGAUGAAUAUCAACACUCAUGGAUGGUCAUUAGUGACAAUAUUGAAUUUAUUAUUGGUAUCGUCAUUGAAUGCGGAAACUUUGGUAAAAAUUUCUCAGGGAUUUCUCAAUGGGACAAUUUUUCAUGGACAUGGAAGAAAUUAUUCGGCAUUUAUUGGAAUUCCGUAUGCUGCACCUCCGAUUGGAAAUCUUAGAUUUCGAAGUCCUGUGCCCGGAAAAUCCUGGGAUGGAGUACGUUCAGCGACGGAAACUCCAAACGAAUGUCCUCAAUUACUAUUAAACGAGAAUGUAAUCGGAAACGAAGAUUGUCUCUAUUUGAAUGUUUAUUCGCCAAUCGUCAAUUUUAAUUCGACACUGGAGAAAAACAUUCAUAAUGGUUCAUUAUUACCCGUUAUGGUCUGGUUUCAUGGAGGAGGAUUUUUCAGCGGAAGCAGUGAUCCGAAAGUUUUCAAUCCAAACUAUCUUUUGCAAAAAGAUAUUAUUCUCGUCACAAUGAACUAUCGGCUGGGUGUUUUGGGUUUUUUUUCCACUGGCAAUGAAUUUGCCCCAGGAAAUUUUGGACUCAAGGAUCAAGUCAUGUCUCUCAAGUGGAUUCAAAAAAAUAUUCAAGCCUUUGGAGGAGAUCCUCAGCGCGUUACUAUUUUUGGUUCAAGCGCCGGCGGUCUUUCUGUUAAUUUACACGCACUGUCAAAUGCAACUCAUGGACUAUUUCAUCAAUACAUCAUUCAGAGUGGAAGCGCAAUAACUCCCUGGGCUUAUAAGGACAGAAAUUUUUACAAAUCGUUUUCAAAAACAUUUGCUGAUUCAGUUGGAUGCGGAAAAGAUGAUGUGCAAGAUUUAGUUGAAUGUUUACGAGAAACGGAUGUCGAAAAAUUAGUAAAGCAAGUGAAAUACGAGCAUUUUGAUUUUCCAAUGUUACAUUGGACGUCAACCGACGAACCAGAAUCAGAAGAGGCAUUUUUAACCGACAGUCCUCAAAAUCUAAUCAAACAGAAUAAAAUGAAGGAUUUACCAUCGAUUUACGGUAGUGAUGUCGACGAGGGAAUGAUAAUAACACUACCCUUUUAUAUUAAUAAAGCGCCAAUAUCAAUGAUUAAAGCCUUUAAACGAACCAUCAAUUUAACGUCAAAUCAUUAUGCGAAACCUGAGGAAAUAUCCAAUUUUGAAAAAAUGAUUCAGAAUUUCUACGCAGCUGAUAAAAGCAAGCUUCUUGAGAAUUACACGAAAUUCGUCGGCGACAGUGGUUUUCUUUAUCCGAAACUUCUACUAAUCGAAAAUACUGCGAAAAAUAUCAAGAGUCCAGUUUACUUUUAUUCAUUCGGAUAUCGAGGAACUGUGAAUUUAAUAUUCUUCGAAAGAAACGUUACGGAAAAUUUUGGAGCUCCCCAUGGCGAUGAUAUUCUCUAUCUUUUUGCCAUUGUACCGAAAAAUUUUGUUUUAGAAAAAGAUGAAAAAAUGAUUAAUUUAAUGACUGAUCUCUGGACAAAUUUUGCUAUAAAUGGAAAGCCAACUUCUGGAAGUUUAGAAAAUCCCAACAUAUGGAAACCUUAUCAGGAAAAUAACAGUUUUCUACAAAUUGGAAAUAUUAAUAAUCACUUCGAACCAAGUGUUACACUCGAAAAUGUUUAUUUCCCAGAGCGAAUGAAUUUUUGGAAAAAAAAUUUUCCAUUAAUUUAAAAUUCAGCGCAAAAAUUCAUAAACUAAAAAGGGAUAAUUUUAUUUCACUGUUUAAAUUUGCAUCAGAAAAAAGAUUUUUCGAUAAUAACAGGAUAUUUUUGAUAAUUAGCAUAAGAAACAGAUUUUUAAUGUUUAUAAUCAUGAUCCAAAUGUAAAAGGAGAAAUGAGAUUAAAAUAAAAUUUUGAAUUAAAUAUGAGAUAAAACUGAAAUUUACUUUUAAGAGUUUUAAGUAAAAUAAAGAGGGAAUCGUUAAUUUAUA